Pyrenophora tritici-repentis Pt-1C-BFP is the source of this 1581-nucleotide messenger RNA. RefSeq lists its product as uncharacterized. The record is from RefSeq and is a predicted model, not a curated record. Lineage: Eukaryota; Fungi; Ascomycota; Dothideomycetes; Pleosporales; Pleosporaceae.
AUGGCCGACUCGUUCUUCGACUCACCACCGGAGCCCGCUUUCUACAUCUCAAACAUCACUGAGUGGAGAAAGGAAAUCCCAACGCCCAUUGUUUCCGCAGAGGACUUUUCUUUUUCUUCAGAGUUCCAGGACAUGCACACAUCAGACUUCUUCGAACUGAAGGACACUGCUUCUGAGUGCAGCAUGGACAGCGCAUACCAGAGCCAGAGCAGCGCCAGCCGGCGCGGAGCCAGGAAGCCAGAAGUAAACCGCCAGGAAAGCCGAAGCCGGAUGAGCUCACAAUUUGUCGGCAGCGACAUCUACUCGCCAACCAUGAGCUCCGACAAUUACAGCGUUUUCCCUGAAACCCUGGACAUGAGCCACAUGCACCAAUCUGCCACAUCAGGACCAUGGGAAUCCAGGGACGGAUCCCUCUCAUAUGCUAACUUCUCAACUGCUCAGGACUACAACCAGUACUCAACAGCAAACAUGACACGCUUCACCCCUUCUACCAUCAACGACUCGCCACGAUGGGGCACCGAACAGAGCUUCCAAGACAGCUCUUUCAACUUCACAUCAUGGCCAGCCAACAACACGAGCGAUGCCAUGUUCUCUUCUCAGCGCACGUGGCCUAACCCUACCUUUGGCCCCAUUGAGCGCCCUGCUACUGUCCGCAACUCAUCAUACACUCAAGAUGAGUCACGGCGAGCAUCUGCACAAGACACCAGCUUUGGUGCCUUUGUCGGUACCCCGACCAGCACCACCAGCGCCCACUUCCCUCAAGGGUUGGACUUUGAACAAUCACGCCUCCACAGCUCUCGCAAUGACAACGACGAUGCUAAGACUGCGUCUGCCCCUCAGUCCCUUGACGGCAACGAAGACACAAUGUCCCAGUCUGAGAAUGCCGAGACCAAGCUCGAGGAAGAGCGCACCAAGGUCGCCCGCAGCCACCCACUUUACCAGCAAAGCCCAGACAAGGAUGGCAAGUACCACUGCCCCGAGGAGGGUAAGGCAGGUUGCAGCCACAAGCCCACAGCUCUCAAGUGCAACUACGACAAAUACGUCGACUCUCACUUGAAGCCUUUCCGCUGCAACAAGAAGACUUGCGUCGGUGUGCAGUUCUCCUCUACUGCAUGCCUUCUCCGUCACGAGCGUGAAGCGCAUGGCAUGCACGGCCACGGUGCCAGGCCCCACCUGUGCCACUUUAGGGAUUGUGAGCGAGCUAUGCCCGGCCACGGCUUCCCUCGUCGCUACAACCUCUUCGACCACAUGAAGCGUGUGCACCAGUACGACGGCCCCACCACAGAGCCGUCUCCUGUACAGGGCCAGGCUGCUCGCAAGUCUGCUUCUCGCAAGCGCAAGGCUUCUGCUGAGGAGCCUACUGAGAAGCGUGUCAAGGUAGUCAAGCUCACCGCUGAGCAACAACGUCAGCAGCGUCGCGAUGCUCUUUCCAAGGACUUCCUUACCAAGAAGCAACACAUCAUCGACAUCUUGACCAACCUCACUACCCCUAGUGAUCUUGGUGACGACAUCCAACUGACCAAGGAGGUCGUCGGACUUCACGACAUUUGCACCCAGUACAGGGAUGUCUUCGGGGGCUGA